This is a messenger RNA of Orbilia oligospora ATCC 24927, 1290 nucleotides long. RefSeq lists its product as uncharacterized. The record is from RefSeq and is a predicted model, not a curated record. The transcript has a single exon. Bases 1 to 1290 code for a protein of 429 amino acids. Lineage: Eukaryota; Fungi; Ascomycota; Orbiliomycetes; Orbiliales; Orbiliaceae.
AUGCCCGCCGAAACACCAACCGAAAAAAGAGAGUUGAUCGAAGGCAUCAUAAACGGCCUAGAGCGCCUAAUACCAGUGAUUGACAAAGACUGCCUGCAGAUCUUCCAGGAGCUGUUAGCUCCAGUAUCAAAGCAUCUAAGCCGUUGCGGAAUCGAAAUCACACUUAAACCCAACCGCUUUAGCCGGCCUACCCAAAACACAGAAAAUAACCAAGCACGGGCCGUUGCAGCACAAAAGCGUCGCAGAGCUUCCCACUCCGAGGGCCCAGAGUGGCAACGGCUCGCAAGAGCCCCCGAACCACCGCCCUUGCUCAUUGGUAGUUGCCGGCGUCACACCGGCCUCCCUUCCAUAGGUCAGGAGCCAACACAAUCGAACCAUGGGCCCACAAGCUCCACAUCUUCGGGGGGUAGAAGCUCUAACCGCCUGAAGGAUCGGCCGUUAUUGGCAAGGCUCGUAGUAAGAAUACUCCGAUACGUGGAAAAUCCCCCCCCUCCAGCAGCUCCUUUGUCCAAUAUUGGGACAAGAUUUCAAAAUGAAAUUGAGGGCCUCUUGCACUCAGAACACCUGGAACAUGGAACCUCAGCAAAGAAAUUGGCAAGGCUUCGUCGACUACACCCAUUGUAUAUCGCCGAACUAAAUAUCAUAGGCGAAAGAAACACAAAGUUGACAAAAAGAAGCCAUAAAGCCGUCCUUGUGACAAGCCUUCAUUCUAGAUUCGGAGGGAUCAGAAGGACAUUCGCAAGGCUAGUAACCGAUAUUGAAAUUGUGGGGACGUUAGUAAAGCUUUAUCCCCAACCGGCCGUACAAAUAUCUGGAGCGGUACUUUUAGCAAUAGCCAUGGAAUAUUAUGGCACCUCGGUUAAGUACGUAGAGGAGAAAAUGGGGAUAUUGCAGUUGUACAUUCCCUGGUUGACUAGUCUCGUAUCGGCGGAAACUGUGAUCCCCUCCGGUUUCAGGAUACCUGCGAACUCAUUGGCAGGGCAUCCUACAGAGUUAGUAGAGCCUCCACACCCAUUAAACCUACAGCCUAUUGAAACUAGUUCCGACUUGUGGGCAGACGUCGUGCGCCUUGAUGAGAAGUUUCUUAUAAUUUGCGAGGACACAAUUCUGACUUUGACAAGCCUGGGCUCGAAGACGGUUCUUGGCAGCUUGAAGCCCGAAAACAAACUGGGUAUGAUACGGCGCGUCGAUCGAGAUCUCGCAAAUUGCGGAACGAUUAAACGUAAUGGAGAGGAAAUCGUUAUCACCGUUUCUGAGGUCGAUGCAAUGACAGAACUGACAUUAUUCUGA